AUGACGCGUUUCUCGACGGCGACGAUGAUGAUCUUCGCGGCGGCGAUGACGGCGAUAGCUUUGAUAUCGUUACCGGAGGCGGAAGCGCAAGCGGCUACGACGUGCGUGAACAAGCUAGUCCCCUGCUUCAAUGCCCUGAACACGACGACGAGGCCUCCGAAAGAUUGUUGCGACUCGAUCAAGGAAGCGGUGGAGAAAGAGCUUACCUGUCUCUGCACUAUCUACACCACUCCUGGUUUGCUCUCUCAGUUCAACGUCAAUGCUUCUCAAGCUCUCGAUAUCAGCCGUCGAUGCGACGUCGACACUGAUCUCUCCGCCUGUUCCGGUAAUUUCUGA
This is a messenger RNA of Thlaspi arvense, 336 nucleotides long. The record is from the annotation of a GenBank genome assembly. Lineage: Eukaryota; Viridiplantae; Streptophyta; Magnoliopsida; Brassicales; Brassicaceae.